UGAGAAUGUUAAAGCGGGAAGCAUGAUGAUGGGUGCAUACCCACACAUUUAUUGGACUCCAUGUGCCGCUCAUUGCAUCAACUUGAUGUUUGGUGACAUAUUCAAGUUUUUAAGAAGGCCAUCAGAAUCCAUUCUUACAUUAGUCAAAGGCCAUUGUUGUUAAACUUGAUGAGAAAAUUCACCAAGGAAAGAAAUUUGGUGAAACCGGCCAAGACAAGAUUUGCAACGGCCUUCUUAACUUUGAGAGCUAUGUACAUACAAAGAAAAAACUUGAGAACUUUAGUCCUCUCAACCGAAUGGACUUCAAGUAAAUUUGCAAAGGAAACUUUGGGGAAAGAAGUUGCCAAUCUUAUUAUUUCUGCCCACUUUUGGGAUGAUGUUGUUCGAGCACUUACAGUUUGUGGUCCUUUGACAAAAGUGCUUCGUUUGGUGGAUGGGGAGAAAAAACCACCAAUGGGCUAUAUUUAUGAAGCAAUGGAUAGAGCCAAAGAAACUAUUGAACGGGGUUUUCGUGGAAUUAAGAAGCAAUAUGAGAAAGUGUUUGAAAUUAUUGAUGCAAGGUGGUCAGACCAACUCCAUCGGCCUUUGCAUGCUGCAGGCCAUGUUUUGAACCCAGGAUUGUAUUAUAAAGCUCAAGAAGAGGGAACUUUACUACAGAGUCUGUGGACCGAGUAUUAUGCAUGUGUUGAGAAGAUGAUCCCCGAUACAACAAUACAAGAUUUACUAGUCGCUGAGCUUCCUAGGUACAAAAUGGCGAAUGGACUAUUUGGUUGUGGUCCGGCUAAAAGAGCUAGAGACACAAGGUCACCGGUGGAAUGGUGGUCACUAUUUGGUAGUGAAACACCAAACUUGCAAAAGUUUGCCAUGAAAGUAUUAAGCCUAACUUGUAGCUCAUCCGGAUGUGAGCGAAAUUGGAGUGUGUUUGAACACAUUCAUUCCAAGAAGAGGAAUAGGCUUGCACUAUCGCGUCUCAAUGAUCUAGUGUACAUUAAGUACAAUAGAACAUUGAAACGUCGUUAUGAUGCUCGUGAUCUCAUUGAUCCAAUUCGCUUGGAUAACAUUGAUGAUUCAAAUGAAUGGUUAGUUGGAUGCCCCGAAGAUCAAGAAGAUGAACUAGUAUAUGAGGAUGAUGAUCUUACUUGGGGUAGUGUUGCUACGGCAAUUGGAGCUGAUGAGAGUAUCUAUCAUCUUAGGGGACUUUCUUCAAGAUCAAGAGCACUUGACAAGGGCAAAGGAGUAGAAACUUCAUCUACAAGUUCAACUUCAAGUAGGACUCGGACACUAAUUGAUGAAGACUACGAGGAGGAAGAAGAUGAGGAGCAAUAUAAUGAUGUAGAGGAUGUUGAUCUUCAAGAGUUGGAUAGUUUUGAAGAAGAAUAGACUUUUAGAGUUCUAGUAUUAUCUUUUGAAUUAUUGGGUCUUUAAAGUUCUAGACUUUUAGUAUCUACUUUUUGUUUUUGAAUUGAAAUAUUUGCUAAUAUAUGUUAUUGCUAUUGAGAUUUUGGAUAUUUAUAUAUGCAAUUAAAUAUUUUUAAUUUUUGGUAUUAAUUGGCGCCUUGAUUCAAAAAGGCGAUCGCCUCGCCGCUCGCCUCGCCGCGUGGCGAGGCAGGCCCUUGUCGCCUUUUGUCGCCUCUCGCCGUCCAAAACACUG
Molecule: messenger RNA, 1651 nt
Organism: Solanum stenotomum
Lineage: Eukaryota; Viridiplantae; Streptophyta; Magnoliopsida; Solanales; Solanaceae
Exons: 4
Coding region: 169-1380 (403 amino acids)
Molecular function (GO): protein dimerization activity
Source: RefSeq, a predicted model, not a curated record